Molecule: messenger RNA, 5638 nt
Organism: Verruconis gallopava
Lineage: Eukaryota; Fungi; Ascomycota; Dothideomycetes; Venturiales; Sympoventuriaceae
Exons: 3
Coding region: 944-4825 (1293 amino acids)
Biological process (GO): Ras protein signal transduction; positive regulation of GTPase activity
Cellular component (GO): plasma membrane
Molecular function (GO): guanyl-nucleotide exchange factor activity; protein binding
Source: RefSeq, a predicted model, not a curated record
CUUUCAUAUCCUUUUCCAAGGUCGUUCAGCAUUGCCCUUGCCUGUCUCCUCUGGAACCUGUGUCUCUGUUCUUCACCCUUUACAAACUUAUUCCAAGGAUACCCACGGAUGCACAAUUGACACCGUUCUUUUUUUCCCCAGACAGGCAAACCCUUGCCUGUGCCGCGCUCGCUCAAUAUCUAUCCAUUCGCUGAUCUUCCCUUACCAGGACAUCUCAGCAGACUUUCACGUUACCACGGGGCGCGUGAAUAGACUUUUUGGUCAUUUGAUCAUUACCGUUGAUUUUGGACAGAGCACAGUCGAUCGCAGACCUGUGUUUUGAUUUGGGACGAAGAAGUAGAGGGAAAAAAGAGUGAGAGAGCGAGUAACCUCGAACCGAUACAUCCCGUUUCACAUCUGAGUCGCAGUCUCUCACUCCGACGACCGUUUCCACCUUCGAACCAACCGGAACACUUGCUCAGCUGCACCUGCAUUCUCAUCUGCGCAGGCACUUAUCCCAACAUUGCUUGCAUUGUAGGUGUCUUGCUUUUUGCUGCCCGCAACCAAAGAGGGUCCUGGAACCUUUUAAUGCGCCUGGUGCCCACAAGUUGAUCACAGGUGGACCUCUUUGGAAGAUCUGAUUUCCAGAUCGAGACCGCAGAUUCCACUCUGCUCCAGACCACUUGGUUGGAAACACAAAUACGUACGUACAGGAAGGAGUGCCUCGAGCCAUCUGUACGUGGUGCCAACUCGUAACAGGAGGCUUCUUGAACCUCUUUACCCACACGAAAACACAGUCUUAUUUUGAGACUUAGUAUCUAGGCUACAAUUCUCGCUUUUUGGAAUUAGGCCACCAUUUCCAUUGUCUGGCUUUUGCGAUUCACCCAAGGACAGAUCCAAUGAUUCCAGUCGCACGGUAGAGCCUGCAAUUGACACCCGCGCCAUUGUUGGUAUAGCUUUCAGCAUGCGCGGCUUUGCAGCGCCACUAGACUUGCGGAGGGACGCCUUGGGGCGCGUAGAAGAGGAAGAGCCAGAGCCGAUGAGCGCGUAUUCGGAGACGACAAACAUCAGCUGGGGCGAAUCUGUCUCAAGCGCGACGCUCGGAAGGACAACAUCACGAGGGCGCCCCCGAAGAACCGGCCACGUUAGACAGUCAUCGUCAAAAACUCAGCGUAGUGUUGAGACAAACCGGUCCAAUCUGCAGAUAUCGCCACCUUUGACGCCGAAGCGAGAGAUGGAAUCCGCAACGACGUUCCACAACUAUCUGCGUGCCUUCUACCAUUUCCAUCCUUCAUCCACAGUGUCAUCCUCGACAGACGAAUCUUCGAUAACAGUGCCCAUCAAUCAGGGGGACGUGAUUUUAGUGCAUUCAAUUCACCCGAACGGUUGGGCGGACGGUACGCUACUGGUGUCGGGGGCCAGAGGAUGGCUACCAACAAAUUACUGUGAGGCCUACGAUCCACAAUUCCUUCGUAACCUGCUUAAUGCAUUGACGCACCUGUGGAACUUGGUACGAAACGGAGAGAAUGAUAACCUGGAGGCGUUUACACGUCAGGACUACGUGCGAGGGAUGAUCGCAGGCGUGCGGUAUUUCUUGGAGCAAACGGACUGUCUUUCGAGAGACUCUCCGUUGAUUUUGAAUCACGUCGGGCUGCGCCGUUUGCGCAAGGGACUUUUAGGGGACUUGUCAUCACUUGUCAAGAUCGCCAAGGAGCUGCAAGCAAACCUACAACCAGAUGGGCUGACCACAUCAGUAUACGAGCUUCUUGACGAACUUGUGUUAAAAGCGUUCAAGGUCGUUAUCCGAGCAGUCAGAUUUCUGGACGUUUGGAGUCAGGAUGUCGCACCAGAGCAGGCUUCGGACACGAUCGACUUCGCGGACCCUAAUAAUAGAUUGCCGACGCCACCAGUCGAUACAUCAGAACAGGGUGAGCGAAGCGACAAUGUACAGCCACGAGAGCAUGCCUUGUCCCACGAAGAGGUCACAGGGGCUUCGGUCCAAGAUGCGGUGUCACCAGUGGAUCAGACACCCAAAGAAGAGCUGAUUGGGACAACGGAUACAUCACCACGUAGUCGUGCAUACCCGCUGCAGGCACAAAUUUCAGCAUCCUCCCCGACAUCAUCCACCACCAAUCUUGUCCCGCGACCACUGUCGCUUCAUUCAAAAAGACUCUCCGUGUCACAUCGAAUGUCCUACGGGGGCAGCGGAGCGUCUACAAGGCACAACCUUGCUUCCGUCCGACUCAACGAGGCACACGACUCAUUCCUUGGACUAUUAGCUACUUUUAUCGGGUCGCAUCUGCAGUCACGUUCGUCGCAAGAAUUAACUUCGACAACUCAGCAAGCUGUUGCAGCUUGCAGGCAGCUUCUUGCGAUCGUAGAAGAAGUAUGGGCGCGCGACGGUCAGCGAUCAGCACAACUAGCCGAUGCACGAGACAUCAUGUAUACUCGACUUGCGGAGCUCGUCCAGGCGACCAGAGACAUGUUCAGUCAGAUCAACGGAGAUGAACCACAUGUCCUCGACACGGACCGCAAUGCCCAACUGGUAUCGACAUCAACAAACUGUAUUCGCGCCGCUGGAGAGUGUGUCACUAAGGCUCGAAAUUGCAUCGAACGGAUUGGUGACUUUGAAUUUGAAUCUGUCGGUCUUGGAUUGAUGGAUGAUGUCUUCCAGACUCUCGAGCAAUUUCAAGUUCACCACGUCGAGACCACUGAGGUCAGACAUGUCCAUGUGCCAAGUCAAGAUGCCUCGCAAGGAGCGGAGAUGGACGUUAUUGCGAUGUACGCGCAGAAGCCACUUCCAGAGCCACCACAGCCAACGCCGUCCGCGCCAGGAGUGGACUCCGAGUCGAAACCUCUUCCGGAACCCCCGCAAUCUCCUACGCGAGAAGCACCUCUACCACCAGAACCACAAUCACCUGUUUGUCAGCAGAAUGAGCCUGUUCUCGCGGACAGCCCGCCUCCGCCAUCGAUACGCUCAUUACGUGCUUCGUCACCUCGACUUUCACAGCUGCAGGUCCCAUCGUCCCAGGUUCACGUCGACAUCAGCCCCAACAGUGCAACAUCAUCGUUCAACAGCCAAGAAGCACCAGCGUCCAGAUUUUACGGUCGUGCAACACGGGCAGAUAGUGUGAAUACUUCCGCAGCGGAUACCAGUAGCUCAUGGCGAAACAGCAGUCACAUCGGCAAUGGGAGUGAGGUAUCGCUUGCCUCUACGCGAGCAACCACUCCAGAUGGGUCUCCCGUCCAGCCUGCGGGCGAGUACCCUCAAAUGACGGGUAGUUUUGGCAGCAUGUCUGAGCUCCAGACCACGGUGAACGACGAGGCCGCUCUCGAAGAAGCCGUUCUCGAAAAAACAUAUGCGCAUGAACUGGUUUACAACAAGGAGGGCCAGAUCACUGGCGGUUCACUUCCGGCGUUGGUUGAAAAGCUCACGACACAUGACACAACACCAGAUGCAGUGUUCACCACGACAUUUUACCUGACCUUUCGCCUCUUCACCACCCCAUACGAAUUUGCGCGGUGUCUUAUCGACCGCUUCGAGUAUAUUGGCUCAAGCCCUGUCGCCGGUGUUCCAGUCAGACUGCGAGUGUACAACGUCUUCAAAGGAUGGCUCGAAAGCCACUGGCAAUGCGACACCGAUGCAGAGGCACUCGGCCUCAUCAAUGACUUUGCACGUGGCCCUUUGGUUGCAGCUCUGCCGGCUGCUGGCAAGCGAUUAGCUGAAUUGGCAGCACGUGUUGCAGACAUGCGCGAUGGUACUCUUGUGCCACGCAUGGUCUCCUCAUUGGGCAAGACGAGCACGUCUGUGACAGUUCACUCCAACGAAGUAGCUCCUGCGCCAUUGAUCACCAAGAGUCAGCUGGCUUUGUUACGAAAUCCAAAAUCGCAAUGCAGCAUCACCGACUUCGACCCGUUGGAGAUAGCACGCCAAAUGACACUGAUUGAGUCGAAGCUGUUUUGCUCCAUCCGCCCAGAGGAACUUCUCGGUCUCGAGUGGACGAAGAAGCACGACUCUCGCGCGGUCAACGUUCGCGCGAUGAGCACUCUCUCCACCGAUCUCACGAAUCUUGUCGCAGAUACCAUUCUUCAGCAUGAGGAGCCUAAAAAGCGUGCCCUCAUAAUCAAGCAGUGGGUCAAGAUCUGCGUCAAGUGUCUCGAGCUUGCAAACUACGACACUUUGAUGGCAAUUGUCUGCUCACUCAACAGCUCCAUGGUCCUUCGCCUAAAGAAGACUUGGGACCUCGUCAGCGCGAAAACCAAGGCGCGCCUUGACGAGCUAAAGACCAUUGUCGACGUCAGCAAGAACUAUGCAGUGCUUCGUCAGCGUCUGCAAAACCACGUGGCUCCUUGCAUCCCUUUCGUGGGCAUCUACCUGACGGACCUAACGUUCGUCGACGUAGGCAACCAGACCACCCGCCAGCUACCUGGUGCCGACGGUCCCGACGGGCAGGGCAAGUCUGUGAUUAACUUCGACAAGCAUACCAAGACGGCCAAAAUUAUCGGACAGCUCCAAGGCUUCCAAGUGCCGUAUAAGCUUCAACCUGUACCCGAAAUGCAAGAGUGGAUGGAAUCGCAAAUUCAGAGAGUGCGAAACUCUGAGCAGGCGAACGUGCAGACGUUCUACCGACGCUCGCUGUUGCUAGAGCCGAGGGAGACGAACCAGCAGUCGAUUACAGUGCCUGCAAUCCCUUCUGCCCCUGCAUCAGCGAUCAACACGGCACGCAAUAGCCCCGUUGAGGGCAGCAGUCAUGCUAGCAAAGAGAGCGUGAGCACACUUGCACCACAAGGCAAGUUUGACCUAUGGGGAUCGUUGCACUUGGGUAGCUCCAAGUCCUCCACCUGAGCACUAUCCCUCGCCUGCUUACACGGACAAGUGACGCGCAGCUCAUUUGACCGUUCUGGAACCAGCCCGCUACGCUAGACUAUCAGCGAGCGCAAUUCUCUUUUCACCCUCUGGUUUUUUUUUUCGAUGUUUCAACUGUUACGGCCUCUUUUCACGGACUCGACGAUGUGGCGUUUUUUAUUCACAUAUUAUGGGAUACAGGAGUAUCGGACCAAGUUUUCUUUGUGGGGAUACACUUUAUUUACGACAUACGGGGAAAUGUUGUUUUGGGCGGCAUGAAUUUUUUUUUAUAUAUUUUCUCAUCGGAGGGAGCUUUCUGGAUGGACCUCGGGGUUUGUUCUCUCUCCUCACAACAUUUUUUGAUGUAUUUCCCUUUUUCCUCACAUGUGUUUCUGCUGAAAAGAUACCUCCUGCAGUAAUCUUUCUUUUCUCUGUACGUCUUGUGGGCAUCAUAUGGGAUUUUCUUGUUUUGGAUAACACAUGGAUACACCUGGCUGUGAGGAUCAAAAAAAGGUUCUCGGCGUUGUCACUCGCUUUUUGGGGUUGCACUUUUGCCUUCAGUCUGUAGAACCUGAUAAGAAGGGGAACACCAAGGAAGGGCGUACGACCUAAAAAUUUGAGAAGGCUUGUCUCUACAACUUAUAUUGUGUGCAUUCCUUUCCUCUCGGAUCGAUGCGGCGGAAGAACGGGUUGAAAACCGCCGUUUCUAUGUGCAAACUUGGCGAAAGAGUCGGGACGGGAGAGAAUCAAAGAGACUCUAGAGCUUAGGAUAUCAAUUACAAAUGUCAAGUCGGGCUCACUUGACGUGCUGCU